UCUGACUGCUGCCAGACAUUCACGCUUGGAUUUAUCAGAUAAUGCAAAGCAAGCUGCUGCAGUAGCAAACUCAACCUCUAGUAAAUUAGCUACUGAAGAUAAACAACAUGCAACAACAGCAUUAGGCAAAUACAAACCAGCUCAAAUAGCUCCAAAUGCAGAAACAGCAGCUAUGAAGGCUGCAAAAUUAGCACCGAACGAUUUGAAAAAAUCUGAAGCCGGGGAAGGUAGUAAACUAGCUGAAGCUGAAUAUGUUCAGAGUGCUGCUAUAAAGGAUACAAAAACAGCAACGAGCGGAGAGAAAACUGUGAGGCUACCUUCUUCUCAGUUCAAUUCUUCCAAUGCUACAUUGAAAGACGAAUCACAUUUAUUACAAGAAACUAAGCUAUUGACAAAUUACGCUGUUGAUGACGAGGUGGAAUUUUUCGACAAUAGCCUCGAAGAAAAUCUGGAUAAUCAGGGAAAUGAUAUUCAGGUCUGUGAUGCUGAUUUUAUUGGUUUUGAAAUUACAACUGGUUAUGUAUUCUCUGCUCCCGGAAAAAUGUUGCACUCCUUGCCGGGCACACUCAUGCUAACUGAUUGCUUGGAUGCUUGUCGCAAAGAUCCUGCUUGCCAUGCUGUGAACUACGAGACCGGACUAUGCGUGCUCUUUUCGUCAAAUGCAGAUAAAUUACCAGGUGCCCUAGCCAAGUCGCAGUUCCCUGUCUUUACGCUUUAUGCACAAAAAUUAUGUCUUAAAGUACGCCCUUGUCCGCGCGCCUGGAGUAUUGAUCGCGCACAAGGUUAUAAACUUAAUGGUUAUGCAAAGCGAACGUACCCAGUAGUGUCACGAAAAUAUUGCUUGGAAUUAUGUUUAAGCGAGCAGGAGUUUACGUGCAGAUCGGCGAACUAUUAUCGCAACACAAAAAGUUGCGAGCUCUCCGAAAUGGAUCGCAUUACACUAACCGGCACCAGUGCGUUCCAACGCCAAGAUACUGUCGAUUAUCUGGAGAACAACUGCGUUGAUGAGCCGAAUAAGUUGUGCGAGUUCAAGCGCUUGCCCGGACGCAUCUUAAAAACGGUGGAUUCGGUGUUCCAGGAUAUUAGCAGCAUUGAUGAAUGUCGUGAUUUAUGCUUGAAUUCGCCAUAUAGAUGCCAUUCUUACGAUUACGGCGACACCGGCGAUAUGGUGUGUCGGCUUUCUCAUCACAGUCGCACCACACUCACUGACGUGCAAGAUCCUUACCUUGAUGUACCCGAAGCGACAACCUUUGAACUCUCAUCUUGCUACAAUGUGACCAUCGAAUGUGGCGCCAUUGAUAUGGUUGCACGCAUUCGUACCUCGAAACUAUUUGAUGGCAAAGUCUACGCCAAGGGUUCACCCAAAUCGUGCGCGGUCGAUGUAAGAACAGCACUAGACUUUGAAUUACGCAUGGGCUAUCAGAAUCUCGAAUGCAACGUACACCAAAGCAAUACCGGCCGUUAUAUGAACGAUGUGGUGAUCCAACACCACGAUACAAUUGUCACCUCAUCCGAUUUGGGUUUGGCUGUCACUUGUCAAUAUGAUUUGUCGAACAAAUCGGUGGCAAAUGAGGUGUUGCUUGAUGUCAAGGAUGAUUAUGAGCCAGCAUUGAGCGAAGAAGUGAUUGUCGAUUCACCGAAUGUACUAAUGAAAAUUACAUCACGUGAUGGCAGUGAUGUAUUGCGCACAGCUGAAGUUGGUGAUCCACUGGCGCUGAAAUUCGAAAUACUUGACGCGCAAAGUCCGUAUGAAAUCUUUGUACGCGAGCUUGUCGCUAUGGACGGCAAUGACAAUGCGGAGAUUACGCUAAUCGACUCAAAUGGGUGCCCCACAGAUCUCUUAAUUAUGGGACCGAUUUACAAAAGCUCGACGUCGGCGAAAAUACUACUUUCGCACUUUGAUGCAUUCAAAUUUCCUACUUCGGAGUUGGUACAAUUCCGUGCACUUGUUACACCCUGUAUGCCUACAUGCAAUCCGGUACAGUGCGAUCAAGAAGACGGAGUUGGUGAAUAUAGGCCGAUGAAUUCGUAUGGUCGAAGAAGGCGUUCGCUGAAUGUUACAACAACAUUCGAAGGCACUGUGCAAAGCAGCCGUGAACAUUAUAAACAUCUUAAACCGAAGCAACAGCAAAAACGCCUUAGCCUGCGUAGUAGACGUGGAACGACUGCCUCAACUACAGAUAGUAAAUCUAGUCAAGAAGAUAUGCUAUUAGUGCAAUCAAUUCAGAUCACUGACAAAUUCGGAUUCGACAAGCAGCAGCAACAGAAGCAGGCCAAGUUUGCGGCUAACGCUCACACCGAUAACAAACUUAUGGAUGGCACAGCAGAACUUGGAUACUGUGUUAAUGCGAUUG
Rhagoletis zephyria (snowberry fruit fly) is the source of this 2354-nucleotide messenger RNA. RefSeq lists its product as uncharacterized. Lineage: Eukaryota; Metazoa; Arthropoda; Insecta; Diptera; Tephritidae. The record is from RefSeq and is a predicted model, not a curated record. Gene Ontology annotation, biological process: anatomical structure morphogenesis.